AUGGCAAAACUCCCCUUAGAUGAUCACCUUCAUCUCACCUCUGUCUGCCGGCACUAUCACCUCAUCACCAAGUCUCUCAACCUCUCUUCUCCUGCCCCAUCUUCUCCCUGGCUCAUCCUCCCCGGCCGGAGUUCCACCACCCUCAAAUUCCUCCCACAAACCAAAACCACCCCUUAUGAAGCCAUCAUCCCUUCCCCCUUCAUCCGCCGCCGUCUCUUCAUCGGUUCAUCCAAUGGCUGGCUGGUCACCGUCUCUUGCAACCCUUUUCUUGACCUUCACCUUCUCAACCCUCUCACUGGCACCCAACACUCUCUCCCUCCCAUCCACACUCUCCCUUUCAUUACCUCUUAUCCUAACAAAACCAACUCAUCAGUCAAGUACCAAAUCAACAAUCAAAAUAUCUGUGAUUAUAACUCCUUCAUGAACUAUUUCUUCACAAAAGCAGUCAUCUCCACCAAAGACUUCACUGUUGUCUUAGCCCACCGUUAUCACAACCGUUCCACUCUUUGCUACACUCGUCCAAACCUCUCCAAAUGGAUUUCUUUUGUCAUUCCCUAUAACCAUAUGUAUCGUGCCAUUGAUGUUAUCCAUGACAAUGGUUUGUUCUAUGCCCUCACUGACAGGGGAGAUAUCAUCAUCUGUGGCCCUUCUUCAAUCACAAGAGUACUGUCUUUACAAGAACCUCUAGGCAUGAUGGGUCCUUCUACUCAUUUUAUUGUUAGGUCUCUGGAUGGAGAUUUACUCAUGGUGGGGAGACUACGUCAACUCUCUGAUAAAGUUGACAUUCACCUCCAUGACUUCAGGACGUGUGACUUUGAGGUGUUUAGGAUUGAGAAUGAGAACAAUGAUCAGAUGUAUUGGAAACAGGUGGAUGAUCUGGGGGAGCAGAGCUUGUUUCUUGGGGACAAUGAAUCCAUGGUCUUUUCUGCUUUGAAGUAUCCAGAGCUUCAAAGGAACUGUAUUUACUUCACUGAAGGAAGAAAGUUCAUGAACCAGAGGUCAGCCAGUUGUAAGCAACCAGAACAAUGUGACAUGGGAGUGUACAAUCUUAGCGAUAGAAGUAUCAAGAAAUUGCUUUAUCCUUCUACUCUCACUUGGCCUCCUCCCAUUUGGUUCACUCCACACAUUGAGGGGAGUCAUUAA
Molecule: messenger RNA, 1143 nt
Organism: Dioscorea cayenensis subsp. rotundata (Guinea yam)
Lineage: Eukaryota; Viridiplantae; Streptophyta; Magnoliopsida; Dioscoreales; Dioscoreaceae
Product: F-box protein SKIP23-like
Exons: 1
Coding region: 1-1143 (380 amino acids)
Source: RefSeq, a predicted model, not a curated record